UUAUAUUUCGUUAUUCAUAUUAUUUCUUAUUUCCCAAUUUCUCAGACUCGCACUCAUGACGCUCGACGUUUUUGGGCAUCAGCCUCCGACCGCCGCUGCGCAUCUGACGGCCGUCCUCGUGUCGUCCGCCGUUGCAGGAUAUGGCUUGAAGCGCAACAGUCUAUCGCGAUCCGGUGCUGCGCUGGCCAUGGUUGUCGGAUACCUGACUUCGCUUGCCGGGUUUCGGUUUUUCGCCGUGCUGCUCUUCUUCUUCCUGUCGUCGUCCAAACUCACCAAGUUUGGCGCCAAGCAAAAGCAAAAGCUCGAAGACGGAUUUGUUGAAGGUGGUCGUCGCACCGCCAUGCAGGUGUUUUGCAACGGCGGUGUGGCAACAAUGCUUGCAUACUGCUAUGUGGUGUUUGUUGGCGGAGACCAGCCGUGCCUGGAUCGCGCUCGUUUCCCGCUGGAAACGGCCAUCUGCGCUGCUUUCGUUGGACAUUAUGCUUGCUGCAACGGCGACACCUGGGCCAGCGAACUUGGCAUCCUGAGCAAGACUCCGCCGAGGCUGAUUACGACCUUCAAGCCUGUUCCCGCUGGUACAAAUGGUGGAAUUUCGCUGCUCGGUACGGGCGCAAGUGUUGCUGGUGGCGCAUCCAUCGGUGCUGUCAUGUGGCUGGCUUGGCUGCUGCGAAAUCUCGUGUACGAACAGCUUGGCCACCACGAGCUCGUCCGCGCGACAGACCAAUGCCCGCCACAGUGGCCAUUGAUUGUGUUGGGCCUGGUCGGUGGGCUGGUCGGCUCGAUUGUCGACUCGCUGCUCGGCGCCUUGCUCCAAAUUUCCUUCUACGAUUCCAAAGCGAACAAGAUUGUUGCUGCAUACAACGACUCGACCAAACACAUUUCGGGUAUUGAUGUGUUUGACAAUCAUCAGGUGAACUUUCUUUCAGCAUUCGUUACAAGCAUGUGGAUUGCAUACGUUGGGCUAUUACUGUUUUGAGCACGACGGGCUUUGUUGUUCUUGUGUUGUGCAGAACGGUUUGUUUGCAAUUUGAAGGCUGUAGUUAUGCACGCAAGCUUUGGGAUUUGGCAAUGGCGAUACUCCGAGAAGGGAGAUGGG
This is a messenger RNA of Capsaspora owczarzaki ATCC 30864, 1096 nucleotides long. RefSeq lists its product as hypothetical. The coding region runs from base 56 to 976 and encodes 306 amino acids. Lineage: Eukaryota; Filasterea; Ministeriida; Capsasporidae. The transcript has 5 exons. Gene Ontology annotation, cellular component: membrane. The record is from RefSeq and is a predicted model, not a curated record.